AUGAAUAAAUAAAACAAUAACAAUAAUAAACAUGCAACAGAGGCUUGUUCAAAAUCUCUUGGUAGGUGAGCAACGUUUCUCCCCUCUGCAGUAUAAAGUUUUCUCAGUGUGCUGCAGGGGUUAAAGUGUGUGUGCAGUGUGUUUGCAGUGUGUGUGAGGUGUGUGUGCAGUGUGUGGUGUGAGGUUAAUCUCCCUCAGGACUCAGUGUGCAGCUCCUCUCUGAACGCUGAGCUCUGACUCUCUGAGAUGAAUCUGUCGGCGGUUUCUAAGAAGUUGUGGUGCGUCCACAAACUGCUGAUCCUGCUGCUCACCCCGCUCCUCUUCCUCCCGCUCAUCUUCACCCUUCCCGAGAAGGAGGGUAAAUGUCUGUACGUGGUGCUCCUGAUGGCGGUGUUCUGGUGCACCGAGGCGCUCCCUCUCGCCGUCACCGCCAUGCUUCCCGUCUGCCUCUUCCCCACGCUGGGAAUCCUUCCCUCCAAAAAGGUGUGCCCUCAGUACUUCCUGGAAACCAACUUCCUGUUCCUGAGCGGCCUGGUGAUGGCAUCGUCCAUCGAGGAGUGGGGGCUCCACCGGCGGAUCGCCCUGAAGGUGCUCACUAUCGUGGGGGUGAAGCCCGCCUGGCUGAUCCUGGGCAUGAUGCUGACCUCAUCCUUCCUCUCCAUGUGGCUCAGCAACACGGCCACCACCGCCAUGAUGCUGCCCAUCGCCAACGCCAUCCUGGAGAGCCUGUUCGGGGACCUGGAGUCCCUCAAAGAGAAGUGCAAGGAAAACCAGGAGCCCGACAACGAGGUCCUUAACGGUCCGUCUUCUGUAAAGCUGCAUUCACUGCCCUCAGUACACUCAGAGAAGCACAUGCUGUCCAUAGACGGUCCGGAUGUUGCCGAGCAGAGCGACCAGCGCUCGGCGGAGGAGAUCCGCUCUGAGUCGCAGUAUCAGAUGAAGGUGUGGAAAGGUUUCCUGAUCUGUAUUCCUUACGCCGCCAGCAUCGGAGGCACCGCCACGCUGACCGGCACGGCUCCCAACCUCAUCCUGAUCGGACAGCUGAAGAGCUACUUCCCAGACUGCGACCUGAUCAACUUCGGCUCCUGGUUUGCGUUCGCCUUCCCGCUCAUGCUGCUCUUCCUGUUUGUGGGAUGGCUUUGGAUCGCGUUCCUCCACGGGGGAUUGAACACGCGGAUGUGCUUCGCGAGGAACGACCACCGCGCCGAGGCGGAGGCGAGGGCGAGGGCUCUGAUCGAGGACGACUACAGGAAGCUGGGGCCCAUAAAUUUCGCAGAGGGGGCCAUCUCUUUCUUCUUCGUUCUGUUUGCGGUCCUGCUGUUCACCAGAGAUCCCAAAUUCGUCACCGGCUGGUCUGUGUUUUUUAAGAAAGGGUACGUCUCAGACGCCGUCACCGGUGUGAUCAUCGUCUCCAUCCUGUUCUUCUUCCCGUCGCAGAAACCCUCUCUGAGCUGGUGGCUCGACCCGCAGGCCUCCAACACCCCGUACGUGCCUCUGCUCUCCUGGAAGAAGGCUCAGGACUCGGUUCCCUGGAACAUCAUCCUGCUGCUGGGAGGGGGCUUCGCUAUGGCUAAAGCCUGUGAGGAGUCUGGUCUGGCGUCCUGGAUCGGGGGCCACCUGCAGCCGUUGGCCGAGGUCCCUCCGGCUGCAGCUGUCAUGUUGAUCACGGCUUUCCUGGCGUGCUUCACAGAGUUCGCCAGCAACACGGCCACCAUCAUCAUCUUCCUGCCCGUCAUCGCAGAGCUGGCGAUCCACGUCUCCAUAAACCCUCUGUACUUCAUGAUUCCUGCAACGGUCGGAUGUUCCUACGCCUUCAUGCUGCCCGUCUCCACGCCUCCCAACUCCAUUGCCUUUGCUUCAGGACACCUCAUGGUCAAAGACAUGGUGAAGACGGGCAUCGUGAUGAACGUGCUGGGCAUCCUGUGUGUUUCUCUGGCCAUGAACACGUGGGGGGUCGCCAUGUUUGACCUGCACUCGUACCCCGAGUGGGCGCACCCCAUCAACAAGACUGUUACCGACGUGCUCCUUUCCCACCCGCCUGUCAACGCCACGCUCUGAACACUUCAAAACCUCUUUCUGUUUCAAAAGAACCCUCCGGGAGCUCGGCUGCUGCCUGUCCGGGUGAGUUUCGUGCGAGGAACUCAAGUUUUACGGCAAAAACGAAGCAAAAAAAGCUCCUUUUAUUUUUAAUUCCUGCCUUUCUGAAAACUCGAGACUUCUGUACCCAGAUAUAUCCACAGCCGGACCUUUAAAUAUAUAUUCUAAACUCCAGUCAGGCGGUGCUGUUCUGUAUUGAUGCUCAAGGCGGACCUCUGCUGGAGGAAUGAGAGACUCCUCUGUGAAUAAUUAUUUUGGGUUCAAAUCACUGAGAGAUCAUGUUACCUGUUCAUAUGUUGGAGCCAUAGCACCAGACGAUGAUGAAUCCUGAAGAAUGAGUGUGUACAUGUUGUUACAAAGUGAUUUACUGUUACAAAUAAAUGUGUCUUAUGAUGA
Messenger RNA from Eleginops maclovinus (Patagonian blennie), 2493 nucleotides. It is a transcript of the gene slc13a3, whose product is annotated as solute carrier family 13 member 3. NCBI's taxonomy places the organism in Eukaryota, Metazoa, Chordata, Actinopteri, Perciformes, Eleginopidae. Gene Ontology annotation, cellular component: membrane. Gene Ontology annotation, molecular function: citrate transmembrane transporter activity; sodium:dicarboxylate symporter activity; succinate transmembrane transporter activity. The transcript has 13 exons. Gene Ontology annotation, biological process: citrate transport; transmembrane transport. Bases 247 to 2058 code for a protein of 603 amino acids. The record is from RefSeq and is a predicted model, not a curated record.